AUGCCCAUUCGGUCGCUCUCGAUACUGUACGACCCCGUGGUUCCCCCUGACGUCGUCGUGUGCAUCGUCCUCUCGACUCUCCUCCUCGCGCUCAUCCUCAUGCUUCGCCCGCCCAUGUCCAACGCCCCUUCCGAAUGGUGGUCCCGCCUCCGCGCACUCGUCUUCUCCCCCACCUCUCCACGUUCUUCCGCCACAAGCCCCGCUUCCCCCUCCGCUGCCUCGCUCUCGACCGCGGCAGUAUCCGCGCUGUCUCCGCACACUCAACCGCUGUCGCUUUCCCCCGCAUGCGGGGCGGGGAAGCUCUCUCCUGCUCCGCGGACCGGCGCGCUGUUUCCCGGCGGACCCGACGGCGGGUGGGCGCAGAGCGACGGGUGGGAAACGAGUGGCAGUGCGCACAGCAGGGGGGGAGGCAGCCACACGACGUCCGCGCUCUCGCCUGGUGGCGGCAUGGGCGCUGCGGGGGUAACGGCGGAAGAGGUGGCGGUAGUGAAGGUGAGGGGGUUCCACUCGCUGGCGCGGGAGUGCGUGGAGCGGGCGGUGAGCGCGGAGGAGCGGGGGAAGGGCAGCAAGGCAGUGGCGUACUACCGCAAGGCGCUGGAGAUCAUCCACGAGGGGCUCGGCGCAGGCGCGCGCAGGUACGUGCGCGCAUGGGUAGCGCAGCUAGAGGCAGGUCGCAGGUCACGUGGUAGCGUGGUGGCAGGGGAGCAGCUCGUGCCACUCAUCCCAUGUGCUGCUCCCCUUUCCUCCCAUGCGCUUCUCUUAUUUUCCCCCCUUCUAUCCCCCCCACCCCCCUUUCCUUCCCCCCGCGCCAGCACAUCACCUGAAGUGCGGCGCUGCCAUGCUGACCUCACGCGGUGGUCCGCUGACGUCACCCAGCGGCUGUCCGUGCUGCUGCACUCUCAUUCAGCCUCCCCACCAGCGCAGCACAGGGGGGGGAAGCCCGCGCUGGGCGGCGCAGCUGGGGGCAGGGACGGCGGGCGGAGUGGGGGGGGAAAGGAGGGGGCGAGUGUGGGGGGCGUGGAUGCGCAGCUGGUGGCGGUGGUGGAGGGGGAGAUCGUGGACGCACGACCCAGUGUGCGCUGGGAUGACAUCGUGGGCCUUGAGGGCGCGAAGCAGGCGCUACAGGAGAUGGUCAUUCUGCCUGCACUGCGCUCCGACCUCUUCCAGGGCAUCCGCCGCCCGCCCCGAGGGCUGCUGCUGUACGGGCCACCGGGCAACGGCAAGACGAUGCUGGCCAAGGCAGUGGCGGCAGAGGCGCGAGCCACCUUCUUCAACAUCAGCGCCGCCACCCUCACCUCCAAAUGGAUGGGCGAGUCGGAGAAGCUAGUGCGGGCACUGUUUGCGGUGGCGGCCCAGCGCCAGCCGUCCAUCAUCUUCAUAGACGAGAUUGACAGUGUGUUGAGUGCGAGGGCGGCCAACGAGCAUGAGGCGAGUCGGCGGCUCAAGACGGAGUUCCUGCUGCAGUUCGAUGGCGUGCUCACUGCCCAAUCCGACCAUGUCGUUGUCAUCGGAGCCACCAACCGCCCCCAGGAGCUGGAUGAGGCCGUGCUGCGCCGACUGGUGAAGCGCAUCUUCAUUCCUCUGCCCGAUGCAGCAGCGCGCAGUGCACUCUUGCGCCACCUCACACGAGGCCGUGACUUCGCCCUCUCAGAUGCUGACAUGCAGCGCAUCGUCUCUCUCACUCAAGGGUACUCAGCGAGUGACCUGAAGGCGCUGUGCCAGGAGGCGGCCAUGGGGCCCAUCAGAGAGCUGGGAGGCCGGAUAGCCACAGCCAGCGCUCAUGAGGUGCGGGCGGUGCGGGCGAGUGACAUGCACGCAGCGCUGUCUGUCAUCCGUGCCACCUGCUCACCUGACCGCCUGGAAGCCAUGCACCAGUGGUCUGUUGACUUUGGAGCUGCCCUUUGA
Closterium sp. Naga37s-1 is the source of this 1905-nucleotide messenger RNA. NCBI's taxonomy places the organism in Eukaryota, Viridiplantae, Streptophyta, Zygnematophyceae, Desmidiales, Closteriaceae. The record is from the annotation of a GenBank genome assembly.